CAGUCAUCAACAGCAAGAGCUGUGCUGCGGUGAGCAUGGCGCUUUGGUAGAUCUUUCCUUUUACGGCUCAUAUUCGUGUCACAGUAAAACAGGCCACGGUGACGGUCUGAGCGUGGAAUAUUGAAGGAAUCGAAUCUUCUCCUGUAGUCUAUCUGAUCUCAAAAGGCCUGUGAAUGAGAGGAAUACACAGCAGAAACAAACCUGAUAGAUAAAACAGACAGUUAACUCAAGGCAACAUCAUUCCCACAACCCUCUGUCCUUUUCACCAAGAAGAAUGCAGCAGACAUGGUUCAUGGUGAUUGCUAUUCUUUGUUGCUUGGGACCGAAUGACACACUGGGUAUUUGGCAGUCUUGCCAACCACAGCCUACUUGUUCAAAAUGUUUGAGAAGUCCUGGCUGCGCAUGGUGUAAACAGAAGGUCUUCCUCAAGUCUGGAGAGUCAAAUGAACGGCGAUGUGAUUCGCCCGAGUCACUGAGAAGCAGGAAAUGUGAAAAUGUGAUCAACCCUAAAUCAGAGAUGGAGUUCCGGAUGGACAAACCGCUGAGCAGUGAAAAAGACGAUGUGAUCCAGCUGAAGCCUCAGUCCAUUGAGGUCAAACUGCGGAUAGGUCAGCCUGAAGAGUUUAAAGUGUUAUUCCAGCGGGCUGAGGGCUACCCAAUAGACCUGUAUUACCUGAUGGACCUCAGCUUCUCCAUGAAGGAUGAUCUGGACAAAAUCAAGAACUUGGGACAGGACAUCCUCACCACUCUACAUUCUUUCACCUCAGACAGGCACAUAGGGUUUGGCUCAUUUGUGGAUAAGGUGGCACUGCCGUACGUGAGCCAGCAGCGCUCCCGACUGGCCAACCCAUGUCCCAGUCGCAUGGAAAAGUGUCAGCCAGCCUUUAGCUUCCGGAACAUUCUCCCUCUGACCAACCAGGCCAAGAGGUUCAAGGAGGAGGUUAGCAAGCAGAACAUCUCCGGUAACCUGGACUCGCCAGAGGCUGGGCUGGACGCCAUCAUGCAGGCUGCCGUCUGCCGGAAUGAGAUUGGAUGGAGAAACGUCACCAGCAUUCUGGUCUACACGUCCGAUGACACCUUCCACAUGGCGGGAGAUGGACGACUGGCUGGAAUCUACCGCCCCCAUGAUGGGCAGUGCCACCUGGAUAGCAAGUCUGCCUAUGAGGGCACGCUCCAGGAUUAUCCUUCUAUAGGUCAUCUCUCGACGGUUCUUCAGAGUAACAAUAUGCAGCUCAUCUUUGCUGUGACUGAGGAAAUCUACCCAGCAUACAAGGCACUGAGUGAGCUGAUCCCUCACUCCGUAGUGGGGGUGCUAAAGAACGACUCCAGUAAUGUGGUGGAGCUCAUCUCAGAUGCAUAUAGAAAUCUGUCCGCCUCCAUAGUGUUUGAGCAUGAGCAGGCUCCUGCAGGCCUGUCCAUCUCCUACCGGUCAUCCUGUGAAGGAGGGAAAGAGAGCAACUGGAGCACCCGGGGGGAGUGCAAUGGGAUCAAACUGAACCAGCAGGUGGAGUUCACCGUGCGUUUGAAUGCCACAGACUGCCUAACAAAGAAUGCCCCGAUAAACAUCAAAGUGCAGGGCAUUAAUGCCGUCCUCACUGUCUAUGUGGAGACCAUCUGUGACUGUGACUGCGAGGACCGCCAAGAGAACUCCUCUCACUGCAACUACAACGGAACGUUUCACUGUGGAAUGUGCAGCUGUGAUGAUAAGCAUCUUGGCCAGAUGUGUGAGUGCCAGCUGAGCGAUGACUUUGACUCCAUAAAGGCCAUGUCUGCGCUCUGUCGCCAGACCAACAACUCGGACAUAUGCAACGGCAAUGGGCACUGCGAGUGUGGGAAAUGUGCCUGCCAUAACCAGUACCGUGGCCUGUUCUGUGAAUGUGACGACAACAGCUGUCCCCAGGCCAACAACAAAAUGUGCAAUGGGAAGGGAUCGUGUAGCUGUGGCACAUGUAUGUGUAAUGUCGGAUACAGUGGUGAAAAGUGUCACUGUCCUCCUGAGAAAGAACGGGACUGUUGGAAAGAGGGCGGCACGACAUGCAGUGGACAUGGCCAGUGUCCUUGUGACCACUGCAUCUGCAAAAAGGGAAUGACUGGGAAGUACUGUCACAAGGUCGAAGAACCAUGUAGCACAAGAUAUCAGAACUGCACACUGUGUGCAGUACAUGACUCAAAAUACCCAGGAGUGAACUGUGAUAAGGCCUGCUCUGGUCUGACUCCAGUUAAGAUGGAGGGCCCACAGGAAUAUGACUGUGUUCUCGAGGGAUUCACCUUCUAUAUUGAAGUAACAGAUGAUGGAAACAUCAAGAUAUACCACGCAGACCUGCCCAGUAAGAGCCACAACACCAUUUUUGGGUCUGUUGAUAAGACCUCGGUCAUCAUCGGGAGUUCCGUAACAGGCAUCGUGGUGAUCGGUAUUGUGAUAAUCAUCGUGUACCGGCUACUGGUCGAGCUGUACGACCUGCGAGAAUACCGCAGUUUUCUGCGUGCCCAGGAGCAGACUGACUGGAAACAUACCCAAAAUCCGCUCUUCCAGGGAGCGACGACCACUGUUAUGAACCCACUGCACGAUGGGGUGGAGUAAAGAGGACUUGCAUGCCCUCAUGUUCAAAGAAGGACCUGUUCUCACUUCAAGUGAGGUUUUAUAUAGAAAUGUAUUACUGCUUAAAAAAACAACUUAUUGAUGUUCUCAAAAAGUUAAGUUUUGUGUGGUACAAAAACACAUUUAGACAUGAUCAUUGUGAUAAACAUAUUUUGUGUGCAUGGUAUUGGAAUGUAUAAAUGUAUGUUUAUUUGUAAUUGUAUAUCCCAUGUUUUCAUUUUAAAGGAGGUGUAAUACUUUGAAUGUUUAAACUGUAAUCUAUUUCAUUUGUUUUUUAUUUAUAUAUGGACAAAACAUAGGUUUAUUGUUGCAAUAAAUGUUGAAAUGGUUAGUCAAUGAUAGCAUUUUUGCACCAUACACUCCUAGUAAAUUGGAAUUGACAGCA
Messenger RNA from Alosa sapidissima (American shad), 2984 nucleotides. Its product is annotated as integrin beta-7-like. Gene Ontology annotation, cellular component: focal adhesion; integrin complex; cell surface. Gene Ontology annotation, biological process: integrin-mediated signaling pathway; cell migration; cell adhesion mediated by integrin. Gene Ontology annotation, molecular function: integrin binding. The transcript has 17 exons. The record is from RefSeq and is a predicted model, not a curated record. NCBI's taxonomy places the organism in Eukaryota, Metazoa, Chordata, Actinopteri, Clupeiformes, Clupeidae. The coding region runs from base 275 to 2581 and encodes 768 amino acids.